This is a messenger RNA of Fraxinus pennsylvanica, 1110 nucleotides long. The record is from the annotation of a GenBank genome assembly. Lineage: Eukaryota; Viridiplantae; Streptophyta; Magnoliopsida; Lamiales; Oleaceae.
AUGCAAGGAUCAAGGGGAGUAGAAAUGCCUCAAAAGCAAUCUACCCGAGGUCCACCUCUUCCGAGGACAUUGAGCUCGAAUUCUGACCCGUUACACCAUCGAUCAAGAGCUGACAGGAGCCGAAAGCUAGCAGAUGGUCAAUCCCCACGAGGGACUCAAUCUGAUCCUGCAAAUCGAAAGAAACUUGGAACACGUAUUGCUGAUUUGGAAUGUCACCUCGGCCAAGCACAGGAGGAGCUCAAAAGUCUCAAGGACCAAUUCUCUUUAAAGGGGGCUUCAAAGAAAGUUGAGAAGAAAUCGAAGAAACAGCAAAUAGUUCUUGAGUCGUUGGAUACUCUGGAAAACGACUCUAUUUCAGUUCAAACCGAAGAAUCCAGUGACAAGAACAAUACUAGUGCUUGUGAAACAUCUGAUGAAAACCAGCAGGAAACUUAUGUUUUUGAAGUUCCAGCCGUGAAAGUAACUAUGGAACCGACAAGUAAACUGUGCCCCUCAGAUGAUCAUGAAAUUGAACCAAACUCUGUUGGUUUAUCAACCGAAUCACCAAACAUGUCGGAGCCAGAAGAGUCAUCAUUACAUGAGUUGGCUCUGAAGGACGAUGAACUGAAGUUGCUAAAGGCGAAGUUGGAGGACAAAGAAAAUGAACUGGAAGUAUUUCGCUUAGAAAAUGAGAGCUUAAAGAAUCAGCUAAAUGAAAAGUUGCAGGAGAUAUCAUCAGUUGGAUCCAAGGGAGAGGAAGUAACUUCAAGAUUGAAUCAAGUUGAACAAGAAUUGGAAAGGAGCAAAAGCAGUGCUGUCCAAUUAAACGAGAAAUUAGAAGCUGCUGAAAAUGCAAAGGAGGAAUUAGAAACUGAAAUGAAGAAGCUUCAGGUAAUAACAGAGCAAUGGCGAAAGGCAGCUGAUGCUGCAGCAUCAGUUCUAGCCGGGGAUGUGGCGACGAAUGGCAAAAGAAUUUCUGAGCGGUGUGGAUCCAUGGAUACACACACUGGCAAUGUCUUCAAACCAGUAGAUUUGGAUUCACAACUAUUAAUUGAUGUUAUCGGAGGUGGAAAGGGGAAAGGUUCUGGGCUGAGAAUUGGAGACCUGUGGAAAAAGAAGGGCCAGAAGUAG